Molecule: messenger RNA, 902 nt
Organism: Glycine soja
Lineage: Eukaryota; Viridiplantae; Streptophyta; Magnoliopsida; Fabales; Fabaceae
Product: small ribosomal subunit protein S13, mitochondrial
Exons: 4
Coding region: 124-570 (148 amino acids)
Biological process (GO): translation
Cellular component (GO): ribosome; small ribosomal subunit; mitochondrion
Molecular function (GO): RNA binding; structural constituent of ribosome
Source: RefSeq, a predicted model, not a curated record
GCUCCAUCUCCCACUUCCCAUAGAGGCAUCACCAAUUCACCAUCCAAAAAGGAACAAACCGCAAAGUUGGAAAACCUACAUACAUUGCUCGCAAGUAGCAUCUGCAAAUCUUCCAACUCCACCAUGUUCGGUUCCGCACGAAUCCUCUCCGACGUCACUCUCCGCCUCCGUCAAAACCUUUCGGUUCACGGUGUGCGCGUGCAGAACAUAAACAUCGGAGGCGGUGUGGGAGGCGAGAUCCCGGACAACAAGCGUCUGGUGUACGCUCUUCAGAACCUCCACGGAAUAGGCCGUUCCAAGGCGCAACACAUCGUCGCCGAGCUCGGCGUCGAGAACAAAUUCGUCAAGGACCUUAGCAAGAGAGAACUCUAUUCCAUUCGUGAAUUGCUCUCCAAGUAUCUCAUCGGAAAUGAUUUGAAAAAGUGUGUUGAGAGAGAUGUGGGAAGGUUGGUGGGCAUUCAGUGCUACCGAGGGAUUAGACAUGUUGAUAGCUUGCCAUGCCGCGGACAGAGGACUCAUACAAAUGCACGCACCAGGAGGAGCCGGAAAACUUUCUCCGGAUCCAGAUAGGUUUCUUAUGUGUUGGAGUCAGCUUCACUUAUAAUAUGGAAUGCACAUUUGCUGGACCAGUGAGUUCCCAAUAUUCAAGUUUCUUGAGUGCAGUGCAAUUUUCCACUAUAUUUUCCCAAUUUGUUGCUAUUCCAAGGCUCAAUUAUUUUGCACUCUUUUGUCUUUAAUUUUGUGAAAUGCACUGAAGUUAUUGCGAUGGAAUGUGUUGGUAGGUUGGACCAUUGAUGUUUAAUGAUAAAUGAAAACAAUCCAAGCUACUAACUUAUGAAAUGUGGCAGAGGAUGGUGUUAAUGUAUCAAGCUAGAAAAAAAAUUCAACUUUUAUGCUUUCUA